UACAUUUUUUUUCCAAUAUUUUUGCGCUUUCUGGUAACACAAAUUUCAAGUUUCCACCUUUUUUCCACAGCCGCGAACGACCGAUGGAAAGUCCACCGUCUCCGCCUCUGCCUCUGCCACUGCCUCUACCGCCGCCAAUUGAGGCCGACGUCGACUCUACCGCGAACCCCAACUCUGGGGCCUCCAAUCUUACUGUCGAGAAACACACUGAACCAAACUCCGCAACGCAUGCCACGGUUAUCAAGAAAAAGAUGAAGAAUAAAAAGAAAAGGAAGGACGUACCAAAAUCCCACACCGAAGUUUCUUCUGAUCCACCUCAACAAUCGUUGAAUUCCAUUUCUUCUUCUUCUACGUCUAGUUCAUUUCAUCCAAGAUCGAAAGGUAUCCGUCUCUCAAGUAACCGCAGAAACCCUAGAGUUCUUAGCAGCCCCGUUUCGCAAAGACAUGAAGGAACCGAAGCUGACGCGCUUGCUCUCCCUCUUGGAAUGUCGAUCGCUGCUUUUGUUGCUCAGGUGUUGGAAAAGAAAGAAGCAACUGGAGAAAAGAUGUCUAUAGAUCAUCUCUCCCAGAUAUGCACUUUGGCAGUUAAAGAAUCAUUGUCUCAUGUUUUUGGCAACAAAUUUGAUUACUUUGUAAGCAACUUCGAAAGAUCAUUUCAGAGCACCUUGAUGACACUCAGAGUAAUCAAUGAAACAUCAGAAAACAGUAAAAGAUCAUAUCAACACGUGGAAGGGAGUUCAACCUAUGAUUUUCAUUUUGAUAUGAAAGAAAACACAGCCACAAGCCAAGAACAAGCCACCAUUGUUUCCGAAUACGAAGAAAACACACAUAGAGAUCCUGUUUCCAAUGAACUUGCAAUUCUUCAUGAUCCAAGAAUUGGUCAACAGUUGACUUUAAGCACUCCAAAUCGACAUCACAUGCUUAGCACCUUUGAAAGGUCUUUAUCAGAACAAGUUCGUUCAAAUGAUCUCAAAGCAUUCGAACUCAGUCUCACUAUGCAAAAGAUGAAACUUAAAGAAGCACAAAUCGCAGUCAAUUGUGAUUCAAAUAUCUUAGAAAGGUUUAAGUUAUCAAUGGGCAUCUCAAAAGCCAACUUUAGAGCCGAGAAAUUUAAAACCGAAUUAGAAGAUUCUAGACACGCGCAACUCCUUAAAAAAUGCGCUGAUUGUCUCGUUGCUGGUUUGCUCAUUAUGCUUGCUGGUCUUGCUUAUGGAACCUACAUUCAUUCCUAUGAAAAACUCAUUGAAGCCACCGAAUCAUGCACACCCAUCAAGGGUUCGAAUUCAUGGUGGAUUCCAAAGCCAAUGGCGACAUUUAGUUCGGGAUUCCAAACCCUAAGGUGUCAAGUUCAAGUUAUAGUCCGUUGGCUAUUUGGGCUUUUAAUGAUUGGUGCAAUCACUUAUGUACUCCUUCGAAGAUCCGGUUCCACAAAUCAAACAAUGCCGAUUACUUUUAUCCUUCUCUUACUUGGUGGUGUGUGUGGUGUCGCCGGAAAAUUUUGCAUCGACACAUUGGGCGGCAGUGGGUACCGGUGGUUGAUUUAUUGGGAGGUUCUUUGUUUGGUGCAUUUUUUCUCAAAUAUUUGUACUUCCAUGUUGUUUCGUAUUCUUCAUGGGCCUGUUGCUGUUACUGUGACUGAUGGGUCGAUUAGCAGUAAGUUAUUCCCGUAUUGGUUUAGGCGAUUGGUGUUUUAUGCCGUGGUGUUGGUUUAUUUGCCUUUGGCUUGUGGGAUGAUUCCUUUUGCGGGGCCUGUUGAGUGGUUUCGACAUUUUGGGUCGAUUGUGAUGGGUCGGGUUGUGGGUCCGGAUGAAUGAUGUUUGUAAAAAUUGGAAAAGUAUGUAAAGGAGAAUGGUUACUUGUUCUAUUUAUGUUUUGUGAUCGGUUUUUUGAAUUUUGGUUGAGAAAUUGAUGUAAAUGUGGUUUGGAUUCACGAAGUAUGAGUUAUUAAAUCGAGUAAUACUAUGUUUAAUCUUUUACAAGA
Lactuca sativa (garden lettuce) is the source of this 1981-nucleotide messenger RNA. It is a transcript of the gene CPR5, whose product is annotated as CPR5 protein. The record is from RefSeq and is a predicted model, not a curated record. Gene Ontology annotation, biological process: leaf senescence; trichome morphogenesis; defense response. Lineage: Eukaryota; Viridiplantae; Streptophyta; Magnoliopsida; Asterales; Asteraceae.